CUUUAAAAAAAGCAUCAUUUUGGAUCUUAGACCACUGUCGAGAGGAAAAUGGCAUCAGCACAUGACAGAGCAGUUUUACAGGCCAUCUUUAACCCUACCAGCCCUUUUGGAGAUAUCCCUGGAUUAAAUCAAGAAGAUGAGCUGACAGACGAUGACAGUGUUUUUGACCCAGAGCUAGUGAAACAGGUGAAAGAUCUGGAACUGCAGGGAGUUUCGGCUGCUGAGUCUGGAGACCUGCCCGCUGCUCUUCAGCAUUUUAACCAGGCCAUCAGGAUCCUGCCUCAGAGGGCUUCAGCCUACAACAACCGAGCCCAGACCAAACGCCUGCAGGGAGACACCAAAGGUGCAGUGGACGAUCUGGAGCGUGCCAUUUCUUUCAGCAGCGGCAUUGGGCGAUCAGCCUGCCAGGCUCUGGUCCAGCGUGGGCUCCUUCUUAGGUUGACGGGUCGUGAUGAGGAGGCUCGGGUGGACUUUGAGAAGGCAGCAGCUCUAGGCAGUGAGUUUGCUCGGCAGCAGACUGUGAUCUUGAACCCCUACGCUGCCCUAUGCAACCGCAUGCUGUCAGAGGUCAUCAAUAAACUACGUAACCCAGAAAUGUCAGACAUGCCAUAGAGAUGGAAAAUAUGGAUGGGAAGUAUAUACAUUGUGUUGUAACAAAGGCAUACAUUUAUUAGCUUUGUACUUCCCUGGUUUUCAUAAGUGAAUAAAGUCAAAUCUUUUUCAGGUGAUUGUCACUUUGGGGGACAUGUGGAGAAUUAAUGAAUAUAUGCAUAUUCAUAUAUAUAUAUAUAUAUAUAUAUAUAUAUUAAUAGAUAGAUAGAUAGAUAGAUAGAUAGAUAGAUAGAUAGAUAGAUAGAUAGAUAAAUAAACUUUUUGAGGGAACUUUAUGACUUUAUGAUGGAAAUAAACUUUUAUAAUAGAAGAGUGAGAAAUAUUUAAGAUACAGGUCACUGAUUAAAUAAGUAAAUGUGUGACAUUGAUUAUGUGAUUGUUUGUACAGAUUCUAAAAUCAUGCUAAAGAAAAACUGAAGAUUUUAUACACUUGAGUGUUGCUGUCAUUAAUCCAAGGACAAAAAGACAUUGUUUUGUUUUAUAAACGUAUAAAUCAAAUUGUUAUGCCGACAGUAUAAUUUGUCACGAACCAGGUAUUAAAUGCAAAAUAGAAGCAUUUUCAUAAGUGUUCUUUGGCAUCUUACUAAAUAUUAUACAUAUAUAAUAUUAAAGUGAUAGUUCACCUGAAAAUGAAAAUUCUGUCAUCAUUUAGCCACUGACUUCUAUAGUAUAUAUAUAUAUAUAUAUAUAUAUAUAUAUAUAUAUAUAUAUAUAUAUAUACACUACUGUAGAAGUCAAUGGCUUCUGGCAACUGUUUGGUUAAUAACCUUCUUCAAAAUAUUUUAUUCUGUGUUCAGCAGAAGAUAUAAAUGUGUACAGGUUUGGGACAACAUAAGUGUGAAUAAAUUAUGACAAUACGA
Messenger RNA from Onychostoma macrolepis, 1472 nucleotides. RefSeq names its product tetratricopeptide repeat domain 36 (gene ttc36). Bases 49 to 612 code for a protein of 187 amino acids. NCBI's taxonomy places the organism in Eukaryota, Metazoa, Chordata, Actinopteri, Cypriniformes, Cyprinidae. The transcript has 3 exons. Gene Ontology annotation, molecular function: protein binding. The record is from RefSeq and is a predicted model, not a curated record. Gene Ontology annotation, biological process: cilium assembly.